UACAGUAACAGUGACUGACUGUAACUGUAAGUGUAACUGUAAUUAUAACUGCUCAAAGGUAAAAUGUUACAAGUUAAAUUACUGCGAUCCUUAAUAUUCGUUAUAAUUAUAUUCCAUGCCAGGCAGAGCUGGCAAGAACAAGGAUCAAUCAAUCUUCCAGGAGAUAUAAUACUGGGUGGUCUGUUUCCGGUACAUGAAAAAGGUGAUAAAUCGCCAUGCGGUCGAAAAAUCUAUAACCGUGGUGUACAACGAUUAGAAGCGAUGAUGUUUGCAGUUGAUAAAAUCAAUAAAGACAAAAACAUUUUACCGAACAUCACACUUGGCGUAAACAUUUUGGACACCUGUUCACGAGAUACUUACGCACUCAAUCAGAGUUUAGAAUUCGUACGUGCCAGUUUAAAUAACUUAGAUACAACUGCAUACGAAUGUUUGGACAAUUCGUUACCGAAACCAAAAAAAAAUAACACUGGACCUGUUGUUGGUGUUAUUGGUGGCUCCUACAGUUCGGUAUCUUUACAAGUCGCUAACUUAUUGCGAUUGUUUCACAUUCCGCAAAUUUCACCAGCAUCGACCGCUAAAGCACUUAGUGAUAAAACAAGGUUCGAUUACUUUGCACGAACUGUUCCGCCUGACACUUAUCAAUCCAUUGCUCUAGUUGACAUCGUAAAAAGUGUUAAUUGGUCCUACAUUUCGACGAUAUAUUCGGAAGGUUCUUACGGUGAAAACGGAAUUGAAGUUUUCCAUAAAGAAGCGCAAGAACGUAACGUGUGCAUUGCUACCGCAGAGAAGGUGCCAAGCACGGCUGACGAUCACGACUUUGAUUUAAUCAUUGCUAAGCUGAAAAAGAAAGGUAACGCUAAAGGUGUUGUACUGUUUACACGCGCAGAAGAUGCACGCCGCCUGUUACAGGCGGCAAAACGAUCAAACAUGACAAAUCAUACACUGUACUGGAUUGCAAGCGAUGGAUGGGGCAAACAACAAAAACUAGUCGAAGGUGUCGAAUCAGUGGCUGAAGGGGCCAUCACCGUGGAAUUACAAUCUACUCAUGUGCCAGGCUUUGAUGAGUACAUGAAGUCUUUAACACCAGAAAAUAAUGCACGCAAUCCAUGGUUCGAAGAAUACUGGGAGGAGAUAUUUGAAUGCACUUUGGAAAAAAAUGUACCAUUAACUACGAAUCAGAGUCUCAAGAUGUGUGGUCCACAUUUAAGAUUAAAUGAGCGUGUUGGAUACGAACAAGAAAGUAAAAUUCAAUUCGUUGUAGACGCUGUAUAUGCGUUCGCUUUGGCUCUGCACAAUUUACAACAAGAUUUGUGUCAAGAUCAAGUUGGUCUAUGUCCUGAAAUGGCUGCGUAUGAUGGUGGUGACUUUUAUCGUAAUUAUCUACUGAACGUUUCAUUUAUAGAUUUGGCUGGAAGUGAGGUUAAAUUUGAUCGGCAAGGAGAUGGAUUGGCGCGAUAUGAUAUUUUAAAUUACCAAAAAUUAGCUAAUAAUGCAUCUGGAUAUCAUUAUCGGAUGGUUGGUAAAUGGUUAAUAAAUUCAUUAAAAUUAAAUCUGAAUGAAUUAAUUUGGAACAAUGCUACCAACACGCCACCACCUUCAGAUUGUUCGUUACCUUGUGAAAAGGGGAUGAUUAAACGUCAACAGGGUGAUACAUGUUGUUGGAUAUGUGAUAAAUGUGAAGAUUAUGAAUACGUAUACGACGAAUUUACAUGUCGAGACUGUGGACCCGGCUACUGGCCUUACCCUGACAAACUCAGUUGUUAUGCUUUAGACUACCGUUGCAUGCGUUGGGACAGUCCAUUAGCAAUUGUCCCAAUGGUGAUAUCAUGCUUGGGCAUUCUAUUAACAUUAGUGGUCGUGGGUUUGUUUAUCAAAAACAACGACACCCCAUUAGUUCGCGCCUCCGGUCGUGAGUUAAGUUACAUGUUGUUGCUCGGCAUCAUGCUUUGCUACUUAAACACGUUCGCUUUAAUUGCACGUCCGUCGAUAUACACGUGCAUUACUCAACGGUUCGGAGUCGGUGUUGGCUUCUCAAUCAUUUACGGUGCUUUAUUAACCAAAACUAAUCGUAUCUCGCGAAUAUUUGACUCAGCAUCGAAAUCGGCUGCUCGUCCCAGUUAUAUCAGUCCUAAAUCACAAAUGGUGAUUGCUACCAGUUUGAUAUUGGUACAGAUUGUGAUCACCCUAGUCUGGAUGAUUGUUGAACCACCAGGUACCAGGUUCUACUAUCCAGAUCGUCGCCAGGUCAUAUUGAAGUGCAAGAUACAGGAUAUGUCAUUUUUAUGUUCGCAACUGUACAACAUGCUCUUGAUCACAAUAUGUACGAUUUAUGCAGUCAAAACACGCAAAAUACCUGAGAACUUUAAUGAGUCUAAAUUCAUCGGAUUCACCAUGUAUACCACUUGCAUCAUAUGGUUGGCCUUCAUUCCAAUUUAUUUUGGUACUGGUAAUUCAUUUGAGACUCAAAUCACAACAUUAUGUGUGUCAAUCAGUUUGAGUGCAACGGUAGCGUUGGUGUGUUUGUACUCACCCAAAGUAUACAUAAUCGUCUUUCAUCCUGACAAGAAUGUUCGAAAGUUAACAAUGAACUCAGCUGCAUAUCGUAAAUCAUGUGCUGGACCAAGUUCAACUGCUGGUACUACUGGUACAUCAUCAGCUAGAGGUGGUGACGGGGCAAGUGAAGUAUUGGUGAUGCAAAAUAUGACUGGAUGUGGUACUGCUACUGCUACAAAUAUUAAUAUAAAUACUAACACUAAUGGUGGUAAUGUAACAAAUACAACUAGUAACAUACAAACAAUACGUACAACCACAACUGGUACAACUGGUACGACUGCAACUGUAAUAUGUGCUACGUGUUCAGCAGCGCAACUACAACUACAACUUCAACUACAAUUACAAAGUGCAUCUUCAUCAAUUACAACAAAUACUAACACUAUUUCUAUGGUUGCUGCUGUUAGUCCUAAUUCCAAUACCAAUAGUAACAGUAACAGUAACAGCAACAAUCAAAAUAAUAAAAGCUCAAACAAUAGUAAUAGUAAUUGCACAUCAACAAUUGACAAUAAUUCAAGAAUUGAUAAUACAAAUCAUUCAGUUGAGUCUGAUCCUGACAUUGUUGCAUUACUUUAA
Molecule: messenger RNA, 3126 nt
Organism: Chrysoperla carnea
Lineage: Eukaryota; Metazoa; Arthropoda; Insecta; Neuroptera; Chrysopidae
Gene: mGluR
Product: metabotropic glutamate receptor
Exons: 7
Coding region: 64-3126 (1020 amino acids)
Biological process (GO): regulation of synaptic transmission, glutamatergic; G protein-coupled glutamate receptor signaling pathway
Cellular component (GO): membrane
Molecular function (GO): group II metabotropic glutamate receptor activity
Source: RefSeq, a predicted model, not a curated record